Messenger RNA from Lycium ferocissimum, 1237 nucleotides. Its product is annotated as MACPF domain-containing protein CAD1-like. Gene Ontology annotation, biological process: regulation of salicylic acid mediated signaling pathway; plant-type hypersensitive response. The transcript is spliced from 4 exons. Gene Ontology annotation, cellular component: plasma membrane. Bases 674 to 1237 code for a protein of 187 amino acids. The record is from RefSeq and is a predicted model, not a curated record. Lineage: Eukaryota; Viridiplantae; Streptophyta; Magnoliopsida; Solanales; Solanaceae.
UUUCAAUCGAAAUAAAGGAUGUACCGUUGGCCUUCCUUUCUCUUGUCAGCAGGAUCAGCCAAUGUCCUCGUGUGUAAGGUCCUUCUUGUUAGUAUAGAUGAUUGGAUGUUGUUCCUAGAGAAACAUAUGUUUUGUGUAGGUUUUCAACUUUUCAGGUAUACUAGGUUUUUUGCACAACAAAAUAAAGUAUUAUUUUAUUAAAUUCCCAUCUUGUAUGGUGUUGACAAGAACAAUAAGUUUUCUUUUUCUUCUAUUUUCAACAUAUGCAUGUACUCGCCAAGUCUUCUCCAUCUUCAGGUUUUCAAAUGUAGCUCCUGUCUUUAGAAAUGGUUCUCCCAUCUUUAUUCUGCUCCUCUACAUCACCAUCUGUUCUUUUGUCUUUUGAGACAACUUUUGAAUUUUUAUGCAGCAAAUGUUGCAAACUUUUGUAUGAAAAAUGUAGUGUUGGGAUGCCUUUUUGUACAUUUGUGUUGUAGUUAAGUUUUCAAUUAUGUUAUUAGUAUUCAAUUCCUAGUGAUAUCUUCCAUGUCUUUGUUCAUCUGUGUUUUGAAAAGGUUCUUCGUUAAUCUGUGUUUUCUAAUGCUUGUGCAAGUCUCUCUACUUUUUCUUUCCUAAUUUAAUUUAAUAAAUAAUUUUCUCUUAUUAAUUAUUCUAGUGCUGCUUUUGACUGCAGAUGGUGGAAUAUUUUAACAGAAAGGCUAAUAUUUCAGGCCAAGCCCCUCUUGGUAGCUUUAAUGUAGCAUUCAGUUUCACUGGUGCAAAGCAUUUAGAUGCUACUACUACAAAGACACUUUGUAUGGAUGGAUAUUUCAUACCACUUGCUAGGCUUCAACUCAUGAACUCACAGCUAGUAUUACAGGAAAGUGUUAGAAGAGCUGUCCCACCAUCAUGGGACCCACCUGCAUUAGCAAACUUCGUUGAAAAUUUUGGGACUCACAUAAUUACAUCUGUAACUAUCGGUGGUAAAGAUGUAAUUUAUGUUAAACAGUACCUUUCAUCACCUCUGUCGACAAUGGAAAUAAAAAAUUUUGUUCAUGAUAUUGGAAAUCAGAGGUUCUCCAGCACAGAAAGCCUUACAAGUUCAGGUUUAUUGAGAUACAAGGAUAAGUCUAGCGAUCCGUCGAUAUUCAAUAGCCGAGGGAUAUAUCCGCAGCCCACUAAUGCUCGAUAUAUUGCUGGAAAUGGGAAAGAGUCUGUUGAUCGUGAUGCAAAAUCAUCAUUUGCGGUUUAUUCCUGA